AUGUCUCGUUGUCUGAACUCCUCCUCACUCGGUCGGAUCGUCACCAAACACGGCUAUGCCACGGCGGCGCCAAACAGAUCGGGUCCAAAUGUGGUUCUCAUUGAUGCCGUUCGGACUCCAUUUGCGGUGUCGCAGACGGUCUACAAGGACUUGAUGGCCGUCGAUCUUCAACGAGCCGCCUUUUUGGGUACAUUUUUUUUAUUUUUGUUCGAUAUUUUAGAUUUUGUCUAGUGCAAUAUAAUUUGCUGUAAUUUUCAAACAUUUGACGUUUUUACUUGCUUUAAAUAAUACUAAUGACUCAUUCCAGGUCUGGCUGAAAGAACGAAGGUGGAUUUUAAUGAUGUUGGCUACAUUUGUGGUGGUACUGUUAUUCAAGAAGCUUUGACCUCAAAUAUUGCGCGUGAAGCCCAAUUACUCUCCGGGUUCCCUGAUAAAGUAUGUUUUCUUCUUCUUUUAGAAUCUUUAGGAUAAAACGUUUUCGAAGGUCAAUUCCCAGACAUGUUUACUGUAAAUGCAAUUUUUUGUAAUGAACACAAUUGGAAUUUUAUAGUCUAAUUCAAUUUUAAGACGGUGAUAAAGCUGAACGACGACGUAUGCUGUGAUUCACACCAUAUUUCAGGAGAUGAACUUUUCUUUCUGAUAGUACAAUGCACUUUUUGUUUAGAUUCCUGCCCAUACCGUAACCCUUGCCUGUAUCUCCUCCAAUGUUGCUUUGUCCACUCUUCAAGCUCAAAUUCAAAGUGGAAACUACGACGUGGCCAUUGCCGGAGGAGUCGAAUUUCUCUCGGAUGCCCCAAUUCGUUACAACCGAGAAGUCCGUAAAGCCAUGUUUGGACUGCAAAAAGCCAAAGCUCUCCCGGAUCGACUCAAAUUCGGCCAAAAGAUCAUCAGCGGAAUUUUCAACCCUCAACUUCCAGCUGUCGCGGAAUUCACCUCCGGCGAGGUGAUGGGCCAUUCGGCGGAUCGUCUGGCCGCGGCCUUUGGAGUCUCCAGAAAGUAGGAACAGUUAAUUUAGAAUCGUAAACAAUGGUUGUUUUUUAGAGAGCAAGACGAAUUUGCCAUCCGAUCCCACACUUUGGCACAAAAAGCCCAACAAGAGGGAAAAUUGGCGGAUGUGAUCCCAUUUUAUGACCCCACUGGAGCAUCAAAAAACGUCUCAAUCCAUCAAGACAAUGGAAUCAGAGUUUCCACCUUUGAGAAGCUUUCUUCUCUCAAACCGGCGUUUAUUAAGCCCCAUGGAACUGUGACUGCAGGUGAGACAAUUAUCUAGUAUUAAACACGAUUUUUUUGGAUCUCUAGAUAAUGUUGGUGAACCAAGAAGGACUCAUUCUUAGUCUAUAAAAAGUUUUUGAGGGCUUAUAUUUUUAUUUUAGGUUAAUAAAAAAUUUUGAUUUUCAGGAAACUCAUCCUACUUGACCGAUGGAGCUUCGGCCGCCCUCAUCUCCACCGAAGAGUACGCCCUCAAAAAGGGUUACAAACCAAAAGCUUUCCUCCGCGAGAACAUGUUCGUCGCUCAAGACCCCAAGGAUCAACUGCUCUUGUCUCCCGCCUACGUAAUCCCUCGCCUUUUGAAGCGCGUUGGCUUGAAACUCGAGGACAUUGAUGUCUUUGAAAUCCACGAAGCCUUCGCCGGACAAGUCCUCGCCAAUCUGAACGCCAUGGAUUCGGAGCAUUUCUGCAAAAAUUAUAUUGGACUUCCCCAGAAGUUCGGACGUGUCCCAUUGGACAAGAUCAACUUAUGGGGCGGAUCCCUCUCACUUGGCCAUCCCUUCGGAGCAACUGGAAUCCGGCUCGUCGCCCAUGCCGCCGCUCGUCUCGAAGCCGAAAAUGGCCGGUAUGCUGUGAUCGCCGCUUGUGCCUCAGGCGGUGAAGGAGUCGGUGCUUUAGUCGAACGUUAUCAGCCAUCAAAGUGA
Bursaphelenchus xylophilus (pine wood nematode) is the source of this 1913-nucleotide messenger RNA. The record is from the annotation of a GenBank genome assembly. Lineage: Eukaryota; Metazoa; Nematoda; Chromadorea; Rhabditida; Aphelenchoididae.